CUGCUGAAACUCUGAGGUAUCACUCAGCAGGAGAGAUCGCUUUUCACUGCUGCCACAAAAGGAGGAGGAGGAGUUAGCAGCAUAAAUAUUACUAAGGCAGCCAAUACGGCGCACACCUCCUCUGCACUCCUCUGAAUGGACGCCCUCCUCUCCACUUCUGCUGGAGUGUGUGGUGACAGAGCAGAGGGAAGGAGUGUGUGAAGACUGCGUGGACAUGUCAUAGUUCCCUCUGGAAGGCUGAUUCAUCCGGUCGGACACCACAAUGAGGAGCUGGUUCAGAGCUUUGCCCCUUCUGACCCUGUGGGUGGUCUACUCCGAGGCUUGGUUCUGGUCCUGGAGUGAGACCGGCACAACGUUGGCGCCCAGGUUGGAACUGGAGGGUUCUGGCAUUGCGACAGGUAGCGGCGAGCCUCCAUCUGAGAGCAGCACCGCAGCUGGAGCAGAGAUCAUUGAUGAAGGACACGUGCUCCAAACAGUUGGGCAGACUUGGGAUGAGACCACUGAAGGUCCUCGAGUGACGACUGUAGUUCCUUCAACGCUACCAGACAGGGGGCGUGGAGUGGGACAAGCCACCGCAGGGAUAACAUCACGCAGGAGUAAACCCGAAGACAGCGGCGUGUCGCUGCUGCAGCUGAUUGGCGAUCCUCCUCCAGAGAAGAUCCAGGAGGUGGAUGGCCCGGACAACAGCCCCGCCUACCUGUUCGGCCCAGACUCCGCCACGGGCCAGCUGGCCCGCGCCCACUUCCCCAACCCCUUCUACAGGAACUUCGCUCUCAUCUUCAGCCUGAAGCCCACAUCCGAUGACGGCGGCAUCGUCUUCUCCAUCACCGACUCUUCGCAGCAGAUCAUUCACGUUGGCGUCAAGCUGUCGGCUGUUCAGGGAUCGGAGCAAAACGUCAUUUUGUUCUACAGCGAGGCCGACGCCCCACAGUCCAAAGAGGCGGCCAGGUUCCGCGUGCCGUCCAUGACGAACACCUGGAACCGCUUCGCGGUGGCUGUAAAGGACGACAAGGCCAUGCUGUACCUGAACUGUGACGUGGAGCCGCAGGUGAUGCGGAUGGAGCGAUCAUAUUGGCAGCUGGAGCUGCAGUCGGGGUCUGGGGUGUUUGUGGGCCAGGCUGGAGGGGAGCAUCCUGACAAAUUUAAGGGUGCCAUCAGCGAGCUGCGGGUGGUGGGAGACACCAGCGUCGCAGCGCGGUUCUGCGAGGAGGAUGACGACUCCGAUAUGGCUUCAGGAGAAGGAAGUGGCUACGGAGAAACCAGACGGCCAAAACCUUUCAGUGAGAAACCUCAACAGACGAGAGCCGAUGAAUCUCUUCCUCCAAUCCAACAGCCGCCGCUGGAGAGGCCCGGGCCACAACCCGGUGCAGCCGCUGCUAAAGGAGAGAAAGGCGACAGAGGAGAGAAAGGAGACCGGGGCCCGACGGGGCCGAAGGGAGAGCCAGGCUCCGGCUCCCAAGGGGGAAUCCGCGGAAUAAAGGGAGAACCAGGUGAAAAAGGAGCCAAGGGCAGUGCAGGUUUUGGGUAUCCGGGCUCAAAGGGUGAACCAGGCCCUCCCGGACCACCAGGGCCCCCUGGAUCUCCAGGAUCUGCAAGCGAGUAUUCAGUUGACCGAGAUGGGUCGGUUGUUUUGAAGGUUCCUGGGCCGCGUGGACCGCCUGGACCGGCAGGUCCUCAGGGGCCAGCAGGGGAAGAUGGAGAACCAGGUGAUCCCGGUGAAGAUGGAAAAACUGGGCCUCAGGGACCUCCAGGGUUUCCAGGAACUCCGGGUGACGCAGGAGUUAAAGGACAGAAGGGCGACCGUGGAGAGGGCCAGCCCGGCCCCAGAGGACCCCCGGGGCCUCCAGGACCACCGGGUACAGGAUACAGAUCUACAUUCGAGGACAUGGAGGCCUCUGGAUUCCCUGAUUUGGUCUCCGUUCGGGGACUUCCAGGUCCCCCAGGUCCUCCUGGUCCCCCAGGCCCUCCCGGUCUUCCCUCAGCAAGCACGUCCGUGAACACUGCCGCUUUUGGACCUCCAGGAAAAGAUGGAGCACCUGGCCAACCUGGUCUGCCUGGUUUACCUGGUGCCGAUGGUCUUCCAGGAGCUCCUGGCCCCAGGGGAGAAAAGGGGGAUUCAGGCGAUCUUGGACUCCCAGGAGCAAUUGGACAAAAGGGAUCUCUAGGAGAACCUGGUUUACCGGGAACUCCAGGAGAGCCUGGACUGGCUGGUCUGCCAGGACCCAUGGGACCAGUCGGUCCUCCUGGACCUCCUGGGCCUCCAGGACCAGGUCAUCGGGUUGGAUUUGAUGACAUGGAGGACUCCAGUGGGAUUUUCACUAAUGGACUUCCUGGUGUCAGAGGACCAGAAGGGAUACAGGGACCUCCUGGUUUACCUGGACACCCAGGUAAGCCCGGUUUCCCGGGUAUUGAGGGUCCAAAGGGUGAGCAGGGUCUGGCAGGAAGAGACGGACUGCCAGGCCUGGAUGGCUUCCCGGGACCGCCGGGACAAAAGGGUGACAGAGGUGACAAAGGAGAGACGGGCGAUCCGGGUCGAGAUGGAACCGGACUCCCAGGCCCACCUGGUCCACCUGGACCACCGGGGCAAAUCAUCUACCAGCCAUCUGAUAACGGAGUCGCUGGUUUACCUGGCAGAGCUGGAUUUCCUGGUCCUGUUGGACCAAAGGGGGACAGAGGUGACCCUGGUUCACCCGGUUAUGCCCUGAAGGGUGAAAAAGGGGAACCAGGCUUGAUAAUUGGACCAGAUGGAAAUCCUUUGUAUCUGGGAGGCCUGACAGGCAGCAAGGGAGACAGAGGACUGCAAGGACCUAUUGGACCUUCUGGCCCUCAGGGGCCUCCUGGACUGAAAGGUGAAAUAGGAAUGCCAGGAAGACCAGGUCGACCAGGAGUGAAUGGAUACAAGGGUGAGAAAGGAGAGCCAGGAGGCGGUGCAGGUUAUGGCUACCCGGGAGUUGCUGGCCCGCCAGGACCCCCAGGACCCCCCGGACCACCAGGUCCAGCUCUGGAUCGCUUUAAUCGCUUUGAUGAAAACUCCAGGGCUUACCAAGUGGUAAAGGGAGAAAAAGGAGAGCGUGGCGACCGCGGAUCUCCUGGGAUCCCAGGAACUGCGUCGAACUUCGAUAUCUACGCGUUUAAGAAUGAGCUGAAAGGAGACCAGGGAGAUCCGGGAGUGAAGGGGGAGAAAGGAGAGCCGGGUGGCGGAUACUACGACCCACGUUUUGGAGGACCAGUGGGCCCACCAGGACCUCCAGGAAACCCAGGAUUACCAGGUCCAAAGGGAGAGUCUAUAGCCGGGCCUGCUGGGCCACCAGGACCUUCUGGACCACCAGGUGUUGGCUACGAUGGCCGCCCAGGUCCAGCAGGACCACCUGGACCUCCAGGACCUCCUGGGAAUCCCUCAUUUUCUGGACCAUACAGACCUAAUUAUCCCGUCAGCGUUCCUGGACCUCCUGGCCCGCCAGGCCCCCCUGGAAGCCCUGGCGUCUCCUCUGGGGUGACGGUGUUGAGGUCAUAUGACAUCAUGAUUGCGACGGCCAGGCAGCAGCCGGAGGGAAGUCUCAUUUACAUCCUGGACAAAGCAGACCUCUAUCUGAGAGUGCGCGAUGGACUUCGACAAAUCCUACUCGGAGAUUACAGGACCUUCUUUGGAGAUCUGGGCAACGAGGUGGCAGAAGUGCAGCCCCCGCCGGUGGUCGUGUACCCCCACGCCCCAGACCGGACCUCCACCAACGGAGCGGGUCAUUACUCCCAGAGCAGCGUGGUUAUCCGACCCGUUGAACCCGCGCUGCGGCAGCCCAGCCCCCCCGUGGUGCCAGCUGCUGACUCGUCAGAACCAGCACUCCACCUUGUAGCGCUGAACGCGCCUCAGACCGGAAACAUGCGAGGGAUUCGCGGGGCGGACUUCCUGUGCUUCCAGCAGGCUCGCGCUGUUGGUCUGAAGGGAACGUUCAGAGCCUUCCUGUCCUCCAAGCUCCAAGACCUCUACACCAUCGUCCGCAGGUCAGACAGGAACGGAUUCCCCAUCAUGAACCUGAAGAACCAAGUGUUGUUCAGCAGCUGGGAGUCCAUCUUCAGUGAGGACAGCAACAAAAUGAGGGAGAAUGUACCGUUGUACUCGUUUGACGGCAGAGACAUCCUCAGGGACAGUGCAUGGCCAGAGAAGAUGGUCUGGCACGGAUCGAGCAAAAAGGGCCACCGGCAAAUGGAUCAUUACUGUGAAACGUGGCGGGCGGGCGAGCGCGCCGUGACGGGCCUGGCGUCGUCCCUGCAGAGCGGCCGCCUGCUGCAGCAGACGCCCAGCAGCUGCUCCGGCUCCUACAUCGUCCUCUGCAUCGAGAACGCCUUCACGUCGCCCUCCAAAUAAUAAAUCCACCCUCUGCGUUCAGGGCCCUCGCUAAAUACGUUUUUGUAAACUCAGCUGGUAAAUUUUUAUCCCCCUCCUUUUAAUUUUUAUGCCAACGCAGCUUGUAAGCAUCAGGACGAACUGCCCCCCGAGGGUUUUCCUGCCUGCCAGGACGGUCAGCAUCCAGAACGCUGAAGAAAAGGAUCCAGCAGGAAACUGUUGGUCCGUUAUCUCCAGAGCAGUGGCACAUAUUUUAUUUUAAGUGCAGAAAGUAACAUUCUCAAAUUAAUUUUUUUUUUUAAAUUCUGUAUAUUACAUGUUUGUUUUUUGUGUUUAUUUUGAUGUUAUCAAUGUUUUUUUGUCUUCAUCCAAUUUUUAGCAUUUCUUUUAGGAGUUGAGCUUUUACUUUUGUUUCCUCCUCUGCAGCAUAGAUGGGGGCCGUGGUGGGCACCGCUAGACCAUAGCUACGCUAAUCCUGAAGCGCCACUCAAACACGACUCACGCCAACGCUGAAGCACUAUCAGUUCAGUUUAUUUAUACAGGAACGCUUUCACAACAAAUGCUAAUGCUAAAGCUGCCGCAGAGCUGCAACCACCGUUCAACUGUCGCUUUGAUAAAUCAUUUUUCUAAUAGAUUUUUUUUCAUAAGCCUAAUUCAAGUGGAAGUUUACAAGACAGCCAACUAAAUUGGUGCUUAAGGAUUUAUCCAGAAAAAAUAUUUAGAAGCUUGUGCGCUAAAACCAAUCGUUAGCAAAACUGCUAACCACAGAAUUAGCUCGGCUGUUAGCGGGUUAGCAAGAAGAGUGCCCACCACUGGACUUGGGGUAACGGUGGAUUACAGCAAAUUUAUAAGGAUUAUUUUAAAAUAAAAAAAGAAAAUAGAUAUUUAUUUUUAAAUGAAGUUAUAAAAUGAAAACAAAUACUCAUUUUAUUUUCACACAUUAUAAAAAAGGAUUAAAACUGUGCCUUAUCUCACACCCCACCACUACAGGCUUUUCUGCUGAUAUUUUCCAGAAGCUGGUGCAUUUAACUGAAUCACAAUCAUUCAUGUUGGUCAUCCAGGGAACAAUGUUCUUAAUAUUUGUCAGGAAAACCAGCAUGUUGAGGUCAGUUUCAUACCUUUCCUGUGAAUAUGCUUUUUUUAACGACUGUACUGUUUCACCCAGGCACUGAAUUAAAGACUUUUUCAAUUA
This is a messenger RNA of Poeciliopsis prolifica (blackstripe livebearer), 5534 nucleotides long. It is a transcript of the gene col18a1a, whose product is annotated as collagen type XVIII alpha 1 chain a. The transcript is spliced from 40 exons. The record is from RefSeq and is a predicted model, not a curated record. NCBI's taxonomy places the organism in Eukaryota, Metazoa, Chordata, Actinopteri, Cyprinodontiformes, Poeciliidae. Bases 263 to 4363 code for a protein of 1366 amino acids.